This is a messenger RNA of Salvelinus sp. IW2-2015, 5870 nucleotides long. Its product is annotated as zinc finger protein 654. Gene Ontology annotation, molecular function: DNA binding; DNA-binding transcription factor activity, RNA polymerase II-specific. NCBI's taxonomy places the organism in Eukaryota, Metazoa, Chordata, Actinopteri, Salmoniformes, Salmonidae. Gene Ontology annotation, cellular component: nucleus. The record is from RefSeq and is a predicted model, not a curated record. Gene Ontology annotation, biological process: regulation of transcription by RNA polymerase II.
CUUCAUAUUGAUGUAGUUUUUAUCCAAUGUAGAUCCAGGAUAUUAGUUGUUGUAGUAUGUCAACCUAUCCGCUAGUAGGCCCUUUAUGUGCAAGGUAAACGAGACAGUAUGGCGGAGGGGGAAAGUGAUUUGGAAACAGACAGGCUAGAAUUGGAACUGGAGACUUUGUACAUAUACUCUAACGACAAUUCUUCGGUACAAAGCAAAGAAUAUUGCUCCGAGUUUUGUAAGCUGGUAGAGGUGCACACAGGGAGAUGGCAGGUGCCGCUGCCCCAGCUGAAGGUGCUGCGGACGGCUCUGACCUGCUUCACCAGAGCCACUGUUGCCUACCCCGAUGACUGUCAGCACGUCUGUUAUGCUCUCAGCAGCUUGGCUUUGAGCUUCUUUGAGCUGAUGUUGUUCUUCGGGAAAGAGGAGUUCCUAGAGGCCCCCCUGAGGGACAUAUUAGCCUCUUUUCAGGCCUGCCAUCGCCGCCUGCUGAGACACAGGAACGUGUACCUGCUGCAGGUGAGGCAGAUCAUCAAAGAUGGCGGUCCCUGGGAGAGACCCGCUCUGCAAGCCAUCCUGAAAGACACAGCCCUCACACAGACAGAAGUGGAGAAGUAUUUGAGCUCAGAGAAGCCAGUGUUCUUUGAGCUGCGUGUGCGGUACCUGCAGUCCUGUGAGCGCGUGCAGGAGGCCAUGGCCCUGGCUAAGUGCUGCCUGGAGCACCCAGAGGUGUGGAGGCACCUGUUCUUCCACCAGGCCUACCUCACCUGCCUGUACAAGGCCUCACUACACCAACACCUGCACGAGGAGAUGGCUGAGAUAGAUGGCAGAGACGCAGUAGAGAUAAUCUGUAAUGCAGAGAGCCAGGAGAAAGAUGAGCUGCUGCUGUCUCUGUGCAAAGCCUUCCUCAACCAACAGCUACACAACGGAGACAUGUACUACAUCUGGGAUCUGGUGUUCUUGUGGAGCAGACUGUACCUCAGGGCCCAUCCCUCUAAGCAGGGAUUUCUGUCUGAGUGUCGCCAGCUGAUGGUCUUCGCCAUCAACGCCAGCGCCAUCUUCCCCUUCAUCAAAGUCAUCACAGCAGAGAUGGGUAGUGAGGGAGUGCCGUUGUGUGUGGAGCUUUGUGCUACAGCGUUACAGACAGACCUCCAGUCUGACCCUGUAACACGCUGUCUGCUGUGUAAGACCAUCGCCUUCCUGCUCCCCAGGGACCUGGAGGUAUGUCGCCUCUGUGCCCUGCUGGUGUUCUGCCUGGAACGUAGCAUGGAGGCCUACAAGACCAUGUAUCUGCUCUACACAUACCCCGAUGAGGAGCCACACCCCCAGCACACCCAUGUCAGAACCAACAUCCGCUUCUAUAUCCUACAGGUGCUGAAGGAAGGUCUGUUCUUUGACCCAGAGUUCUGGAAUCUGCUGACCCUGAGAACCCACUGUCUGGAGCUGAUGACUGACAAGGCCAUGAGGGAUGCUCUCAAUGAGCUGAAGGAAGAAGAGGAGUUGGAGCAGGUGGAGGAGGAGUGGAUACCAAGCUACUGGAUGGAGGAGGAGACAUGCAGGAUACACACAGACGCCUCCCACCUCCAACCACACACUAACACAGCACUGGAGAGCUCUGACACUGUAGGUCAGGAACCUGAAGAGGGAUUGAAUGGGGAUGCUCCUGAGUCACAGACAGAGGACUUCCCUGUGAGGAGGAGGAGGAGGAGGAGGAGGAAGAGGAGGUGGAGGAGGAGAAGAAACUGUAGGUCAGAUAUUGAGUAUGCUGACGACCCAGACAUUAAGUACUCCCUCAUUCACAAUCUCAGUUCUGAAAGCUCCACCAAGCUACCGGCCAAUCGGCAGAGAGAAUACCUGGCCAGACAUGUGAAGAACAAGAUCCUGAAGAGACGCAGCAGGAAACCAAGAUGGCUGCUCCUGGAGAUGACCAGACAGACGGAGAACAUGUCCCCAGGGGGAAUGAGGGAGAAGCGACGGGAGGGAAUGAGAGGAGAGGGUAAGAGACAGGGAGAGGAGGGGAAAGAGAGGGGGCAUGAAAAGGAGGAUAAGAGAGAGAUGAGGCAGGGAAGGGAGAGUAAGAGACCUUACCGUCGGACUAUAUCUGGCAUGGAGCUGUCCUUCCCUGAAAAUGAAGUGCCUGUUGACCAGGAAGUGGUAGAGAGUCAUCUAGAACCCAGUGUUCGUAUUAAACAACAGCACAGUGAGUCUGAGAAAUAUGUUAACAUGGGACAGCCUAAUGGUGUAUAUGGUGAGAGACCGUUUAAGUAUAAACCAGAGUCAGACGUAGAGACUUCGGUGGUGGAGCCUUCGGCAGGGGGGCCUUCGGCGGUGGAGCCUUUAGAAGUAGAGCCUYUAGAAGUAGAGCCUUUAGACGUGGAGCCUUUAGAAGUAGAGCCUUUAGACGUGGAGCCUUUAGAAGUAGAGCCUUUAGACGUGGAGCCUUUAGAAGUAGAGCCUUUAGAAUUAGAGCCUUUAGAAGUAGAGCCUUUAGAAUUAGAGCCUUUAGAAGUAGAGCCUUUAGACGUGGAGCCUUUAGAAGUAGAGCCUUUAGAAGUAGAGCCUUUAGAAGUAGAGCCUUUAGAAGUAGAGCCUUUAGAAGUAGAGCCUUCAGGUGUGAAGGUUUUAGAAGGUCCCAGUGAGCAGACUGACCCAGAGUUGGAUGGUCCAGCCUUGGAGAUGGAGGAGUGUCCACUGAAACUGUUCCACAUCUACGCCAAACUUUCCAAAGGGACAGCUGCUAAGGAACUACUUUCUAGAGAAAGUGAAUUCACAGUGACAGAGGCGGGAUCAGACUCAAACACUCAGGGUGAAGAGACUGAGCCAGGCAAGGCUCCAGUACGCUCCAAACACCUGCGCUUCCACUGCAGCCACUGCCAGAAACUCUUCAAGGGAGGCAACGUGGUGAGACACACCCUGGCMCACCUGAAGCUGAGAAAGACCAGGCUCAGCUGUGUCUUCUGCGGUAAACACUUCCAAAGGUACAACCGUGCCAAGGAACACGUUCURGAGCACAUAGAGGAACUGAGAACUUCCACAGCCAACAUUAAGGUCAAACCCGCUGUCAAUGGGGAGACAUAUUCCUCAAAGAAUAUUAAUCAAGCCUCAGAGAACGAAGCGAAACCCGUUGAGAACUUGACCGAGCCCUCGACUCCGACGGACCAGCCUCCUAAACCCAAACGUGUUAAAGCCAAGCCGGUGGUGAGUAAGCAGAGUAGAAUCAUCCAGAACCUGAGAAACCUGAUCAGAAAGACCCAGAAGUGUAAAAUGGACACGGACAACCUGAAGUCUGUGGAAGUGACUGAUGAACAGGUGACUGUGAAAGACAAAGUGGUGAUCGUGAGAGAGGUGGUGCCUGGGAAGGAGAGCGAGGGAGGAGAGGAGGAGGGGAAGCAGAAGCAGUACCACCUGUGUCCUUCAGAGGGCUGUGMCAGCAUCUUUAUGAAGAUCGGCCCAUCGCUGCUGAGACACGCUGUCACCUACCACAGGGAGGACGCAGCCGUCCUGGACAAGACCUUCCAGUGGGGGAAGGGGAAGUGCCAGAUCUGCCAGAGGCUCUUGUUGGUGAUUGAGCACUACAGAGACCACAUGAAGCUUCACGAUGCUCCUCUAAAACAUGCGUGUCUCCACACGAACUGUGGCCAACGCUUCAAGACUGCCCAGGAGCUCAAAGACCACAUAGACACCCACCGCCCUCUCCAGGCCCCCUGUGGGUACUCCGGCUGUAGGGAGAUCUUCUUUACCCUCCCCUCUCUCCACGACCACGAGUGGAGGCACUAUACCCAGCCCCAGUCUAAAGACGAGCUGGAGCAGGGCGCUACCACAGAGCUGAGCCCUGAGGGCGAGGCCCCCUGGAAACAGAGGGCGAAGGGCCAAGAUGUGACAGUGCACGGGUGGAGGGGGCAGAGGGAAACGCCUACUCCCAAAAGCAGGCGCUCUAAUCCUCAUGAGAAGUGCCUUCACUGUAACAGGUACCUGUGGAACCACCAGCACUUCCUAGAACACAUGAAGAUCCAUGAUGCUCCUCUGAAACAGGUGUGUCUCCACCUGAACUGUGGCCAGCGCUUCUCCAGAACCCACUUACUCUGGGAGCACAUGGAUACGCACCUGCCUUUCCAGGCCCCCUGUGGGUACUCCGGCUGUGGGCUGAUCUUCUCCCGCCUCCCCUCUCUCCAUGACCACGAGUGGAGGCAUUACAUCCAGGGCCAGCCUAAUGACGAGCCGACAGAGGGGCAGAGCGCUACCAAAGAGGAGGGGCAGACUCCGGAGUCAGACACCAACGGUAACGACUAUGACGGCCCAGUGGAGACUCCAGGCACUGUUCAUGGUGCUGUCACCACACCUCCUAAUCAUUGCACACUGAAACUCAUCAAUGGCCAUGAUGAAAAGGAUAAGAAAGACAAAGCCCCCAAGACAGCCGUCCCUGCCACCACUACCACCUCUCCCACACCCCCAUCCCAAACCACCACCCCCACACACCCCCAUCCCAGAAUCUUCCAAAACAUCACUGAGCCAAUGACUAUGAGGGACGUGGACAAUAUCGUCAGUUUGGCUCAGGUGGUGCCUGGCGGAGAGGAACCAGUAAUCGCGGAACACAAGACCUUCAAACUAGAGGAUCCUUCCUUCCUACCACUGGCCAAAGCUCCCCUCAUCCGCCCGCCCCCCUCUACAUACCUGACCGAGGCAGCCCUCAGCAUGCGCAAGCGCAGGAAGCCCAGCGAGGUCACUUCCUGCGGGCCUGGCAAAAAGAGUAAGGCUGCGGUAAAGAGGAGUGUGGUGGGGAAGAAGGAGAUGGUGGCUGAGGAGGAGGCCCCUCAAAGACAGCGCUGCUCCAAGUGUUUCUCCUCCUUCACUAGCACCGAGGAACUGGAGAAACACCUUUCCCAAAAUACCUGCUCCUUCCUCUUCAGCUUCGACUCCGAUGACGACAGUGAGUAGCGUACGUGGGAGUUUCUGUUCACUGAAUUUGUCAAACGGGGAGCUAGGGCUGUGACCAUUAUUACAUUUGGGGUAACGAUUAAUUGUCAUGCAAAUAUCCACUUAUCAUAAUUGUAAUUUGUUGAAACAUGUUUUGAGCUUGUAAUGUACCAUAAUGCAUCUUUGAAAAUGAGCUACGGUACACCUAAUGAAUAGAGCACAGCUUUAUAUCAAAAGGGAGAGAAUGUUUUGAAACAUGAACUUGGUCAACAAUUUUUCUACCAUAUACAAAAAGCAUAGUAAUGUGACAACUCUGUUUUGUAAAGCAAAUAUACAUUUUGUUCUAUUCCUUCCCAGGUUAGUGGUGAAGGGGAGUGAAAUGCUCUUCAUGUUCGAGCACUACAGAAACCAUAUGAAGCUCCACAAUGCUCCUAUCAGACAUGUGUCUCCACUUCUGUGUUUUAUCUGUACUCUGAACUGGGCCUAAUACAGGCACUACUAGCAGACAGUCGGCUCUGAGAGCUGUAGGGCCAGACUCGUGGCAGACUAAUACUUGCAGCCUGAAGUUUGCCGGGCACUAAAAAUACAAUCCUCACAAUCCUCUGGAAUCAGUGUUACUGCUACACUUCACUGUACAUACAUGUGGACCGAACAGUACUGCCUUUCAGUCAUUACACUUCUUUGUUCAAUUCUUAUUUGCUUUAAAAUCAGUAUGAAGAAUCACACUGUAGGUAUGGUGCUUCAAAAGUACUUCUAAUUGUAUUUUUAGCCAUAAGUUUUAGUUGGCACAUAAAAUCUAUAUUUUAGUUCAGUAUUUUAACUGAUUUUGUUUCUUUCAAAUUAAACUGUUUUACAAUGUAUUAGAAAUUGAUCUAUGCAUUUAUUUUGUAAAAGAGUCCAAAUGCAUUUGAAAAUAAAAAUCACUGUUGAAGAGCCCAUAAUGGGAUGAAUAUAGUGAUGUGCACUUA